GAGAGGGUUGGCACAAGAAUAGGAAAAGAGAGGGAGAGAGUUCAGUGUGUGUCUCCUGGGGAGAAGCACACAGUCAAUAUUCAGGUCUCCAGUAAACAUUUAUGACCCUCCUCUAUAAAGCUGCUGUGCUACUGCAUGGACCCACGGAGCAGAGGCAAAAAUAUCAACUUCAAUUCCACUUUAAUUAUCGCCUAGUCAAGGACACACAGUAGAUCUCCAGCAUAAACCAGUAGCUAGUUACACUGACAGCAGCUUGCAAGGCGUUGAAAGUCUUUCUUUAGAUGCUGAAAAGAGUCCAGACAAAGUGACCAGAGAUCAACCAACUGAACAGAAAAUGACAGCGGCAGCAGCUCAGGAACUUGAUGAGCUAUGUUUCCUGUCGGCGCAGUCCAUGCCCACUCUGAAAGUGUCCGAACACUUCCAGAUGGUAAAGCUCCUGGGAGAGGGAUCCUACGGAAAGGUCAUGUUGGCUGUUCACAGAAAGCGAGGAACUCCUAUGGCUCUGAAGUUCUUCCCUCGUCAGUCAACUUCCCUCUCCUCUUUCCUGCGUGAAUACAAUCUCUCCCUGUCUUACUGCACCCAUCCUUCUCUCACUCGGGCUCUUGGCAUCUUCUUUUCCACACCAACCUACUAUGUGUUUGCCCAGCAAGCCGGCCUGUAUGGUGACCUCUACAGUGUAAUAGUGUCAGAGGUUGGGGUGGAUGAAGAGUGUGUUCAGAGGGUGAUGGCCCAGCUGAGUGGUGCUGUUUCACACCUCCACUCCCUGGGCUUCGUCCACCGUGACAUCAAACCUGAGAAUAUCUUCCUGUGUGACAGUUCCUGUCGCUGGGUCAAACUGGGAGACUUCGGCCUUGCCCGAGCCAUCGGCUCCACCGUUCGAGCUGUCUGGUACGAUUCGCCCUUCUGUACUCCUGAGGUGGAGCCAGCUAAGGAGGCUGAGAAGGAGAUGAAGAGGAGGUUGUGCGAGGGGACUGAAGAUGAGAUGGAGGACAUUUGGAUAACAGUGGAGCCCUGUAUUGACAGCUGGGCCCUUGGUGUACUCGUCUACUGCCUACUGACUGGAUGCUUCCCCUGGGAGGAGAGCACCCACGAUGACCGUGGUUACCAUAGAUACCACGAGUGGUUUAACCGUGAGGCGGAAAAGGAGGAGAAGAUCAGUGAGGAGGACACUGACAGUUACAUAAUCAUGGCGGAAAACCAAAGGGACAACCCUCCUCCAUCACAGUUUGAGGGCCUCAGCCCACUUGUGAUGACUCUUUUCAAGGAGCUGCUCCACCCUGAGCCCAGACAGCGAGGAAGCCCGGAGGAGCUCCUGAGCUACCUGGGAGGGCCGUGGCUGAUGGAGACAGAGAGAGUGGAGAAGAGGAAAGCAGAAGAGGCAGAGAAGGAGGCCAGAAAAAUAAGAGAGGGAGGAGGGGUGGAGGAAGAGCUGGUCAGGGAGGGAAGAGGGGAGAGAUAAACUUUGUCUUUAUAAAAUUGUUUCAAGACAAAUUUUUAAUGAAUGUAACAUUGUUGCAAUUUAUUUUUGAGUGUAAAUAUAGAUUUUACUCCUGUGCAAAUGUAUACACUAUAAGGUGCUGUAUAUUUCAUAUUUUUUAUAAAUAUCCUUACUAAAGUUACCGCUUCCAUUGUUGCAUAUAUUUCAGUGUGUGCGUAUUUGUAUGUAUGUGUGUCUUAAUGAGAAGAGACUUUAGUUAAUACAAGAAACAUUUGUUGCCUGAAACCUUGAGAUAUAUUAUAAUGGCUAUAAAAUAUGUUUUGGAAUUGUUGUCUCA
Molecule: messenger RNA, 1775 nt
Organism: Seriola dumerili (greater amberjack)
Lineage: Eukaryota; Metazoa; Chordata; Actinopteri; Carangiformes; Carangidae
Gene: sbk3
Product: serine/threonine-protein kinase SBK2-like
Exons: 4
Coding region: 335-1459 (374 amino acids)
Biological process (GO): peptidyl-serine phosphorylation; peptidyl-threonine phosphorylation
Molecular function (GO): protein serine/threonine kinase activity; ATP binding
Source: RefSeq, a predicted model, not a curated record